Homarus americanus (American lobster) is the source of this 2550-nucleotide messenger RNA. Its product is annotated as leucine-rich repeat-containing protein 49-like. The record is from RefSeq and is a predicted model, not a curated record. NCBI's taxonomy places the organism in Eukaryota, Metazoa, Arthropoda, Malacostraca, Decapoda, Nephropidae. Gene Ontology annotation, molecular function: protein binding.
GAGAAUAAGACGGCAGAGCAGUUCUUUGUCUGGCAUGACACCUGACCGACCAGCUGGAAGAACUGGAGCAGUGUCUGUAUUGGGGAGUGACCGGCGCCACCCUGACCCCAGUGUGGAGUGUCGCCUUCUACUAUCCUCACCUUACUCAUCCAACUGCAGUUUCUCCUAGUUUUUCACACUUGAUCCUCACUGCCACCAGCGUGUCAUAUACGACUGUAAUCAAAGUCAGAAGUAAUUGAAAGUUGAAAUUAUAUGGCGUCAGAUCUCAUCUUAGAAAAUUAAAUGUUCUGAAAGCAAUUAUAAUUUUGUUUAAGAACUUUGACAUGUUUUGUGAUGAAUAUUGCGAAAACGUUUCGCACGUUUUGAAUGGGUGACAGCAGGAUAAAACCAAAGCAAAACUGCAGCCAAUAUUGCCUGCCCAGGAAACAUGUAGAAUUUGAAUGAGAAAAAAAGAUUCAACGUGGAUAUGUGUUGUGUCCGUGCAUGUCUUGCUAGACUGUAUACGUUCAUGCUACUAUUGAUCACGCGCGGCGACGGAAGCAUUAACACGAGAUGUGCGAGCUGUGCUAUGUGGCUACCUCUGGGGACCAUCCACUAAACUAAUGAGUCAAGCUGUAGACCUCAUCCCGCUGAAGCUGAUGGCAGGGCGACCCAAGACGAUCAAUGUGUGUGGUGUCCGUGGCAGCAUACUGUGGUUCGAAUGUAUCUCCUUGGUUAAAUGUGUGCCAAGUUUACAAGGUGAAAUGUACUGAACGUUAUAUGAAUAAUACUUACAGGAGUCUUUCAGAUUCGUAACACUUACAUUAUUUAAAGAGACUUGCCAGUACAAGUGAUGGGUGCGUGUUGUGUGGGCAGGUAAUUGGUUGUUUCGUGUGACCAUUACUGCGGUACUGCUAGGAUGCUGCCUUGGUCGCCUCAGUAUUAAGUUAACAUGACUUGGGACAGUGUGUAAGUUCUGGUCAUGAGUCUGCAGUGUCCCUUCCGGCCGUUGACACCUCCAGCCACUCAUAGUCGUGGGUUGUGUAUAUACUUCAUGCCACUUGCUUUUAGGUUGUUUGUGAUAUAUAAAGUGUUGAAAAACAAGUGUUAUGAUUUCUUCGGCAGCCAAGACGUUAUCAUUCCCGAUCAUAGUAUAUUGAAGAAACUGAAAAAGUUAUGGAAUACAAAAAAUGCCUCGGAAUAAGUUUUCUUCAGGACUUCAUUUCAAUUCAUCUUGCAUGUUUAAGAAAGUUCUAUCCCAUCGUAAUGGCUUAACACAAAACAUGACUAUUGAAACUAAACUUUGGUUUCAAAUGAAGUUAAUACUUGAAGUAAGGGAGUGACUCAAGGGUGGCCCUCGGUGACUGUCCCCUCGUGGGUAGUGUCACUGACCUGCAACACUACAGUACAUGAGCGGCCGCCCUCGUCCCUCUCCACCCAUGACUCAGUAACACUAUUCCAGGAGGGACGCUGCUUCCCCGUCUCUUCAAUGCUCCAGCAAACGAAGGCAAGGCAAAAUCAGUCUGCCGCCAGGCUUCGAAAAUAUGAGAACGACAAGACUCUAUCUCUGAACGUGAACGGCGGGCGGGUAUUCAAGACAUCGGACCGCCACCGUGCACGCCCUUCGACUCACGUUUACGCCAGCAACAACAAGUUUAUCAGUAGCAGCAGCGGCAGCAGCAACAGCGCCAAGUCGAUCUACCACCAGGGCCCGGUAGCCGUCCCACACCAUGACCUGCAGAUGACACCUCUCACCGUGCCCCUUCUCCCUCACGUACCCCCUCGCCCUAUCCUCACCCAGCGCACGCCCACGCCUCUUAGGUCUUCGCGUGUGUACUCCGGGCGGCGCACAUCCCCAGGCCGCCCUUACGCCCACACUCAUGGUCAGGCUCAGUUGGCCGCCCAAAUACAGCUGCUGAGACCCAAUAACACGCCCGUGUCUGUAGAGAAGGUUGACCUCGACAGGCGUGGACUGACCUCCUGGCCAGUGUUGGGUGGUGGAGAUGAGCCCGUACGCCUCCUCUCUCUCCAACACAACCUCCUCACCCGCGUUGAUCCUCCCACGCCCUCGCCCUCACUCGUCCUCCUCGACCUAUACCACAACCACCUCCAUAACCUCCACGGCCUCCACGCGUUUCCCAACCUCAGGGUCCUGAUGCUGGCCAAGAACAGGUUGUCUCGGCUGGACGGUCUGGAACACCUGAGUAAACUGGAGGUACUGGACCUUCACGGUAACCAGCUCCACCACCUACAGGGCCUCGCUCACCUUAAGGAGUUGCGGCUACUGAACCUGGCGGGCAACAUGCUGCGUCACGUGACCGGCCUCCGCGGGAUGGACUGCCUGGCGGAGCUUAACCUUCGGCGUAACCUUAUCCGCACAGUCGCCGACCUCCACUACCUGCCGCGCCUCGAGAAGGUCUUCAUGGGUUAUAAUGAGAUAUACAGGUAUGAAGACAUUACCUGUCUCCAGAACUGCCUCAAGCUGCGAGAAUUGUCCCUGGAGGAGAACCCCAUCAGCCGUCAACCUCACUACUUCCAUCAUGCCGUGACCAGGUUCUACCGCCUCAAGAG